Messenger RNA from Jatropha curcas, 836 nucleotides. Its product is annotated as SWIB/MDM2 domain superfamily protein. The record is from RefSeq and is a predicted model, not a curated record. Lineage: Eukaryota; Viridiplantae; Streptophyta; Magnoliopsida; Malpighiales; Euphorbiaceae.
UUAAGGCGGGGUUAGCCAAUUUAUUCUGUCUUUCUCUUCCACACACAAAACCCCAAAAAAAACCUCUAUCUCUUCCCCUUCUCUCAAAUAUCCAAAAUAUAUUUGAAUAAAAAAACAAAUCCAAAACCCCUGUGACUAAGAGAGCCUUAUCAAUGGCGAUUUCUUCUGGUAUUUUCUCAACUCUCUUUUCCCAACAAACGGUGUCGUUUCUCAACCCUUCCUUUUCCAGGCUUCUACCCUUGCCUCCUCCUUCUGCUAACCUGCGAAUGGUGCGCACCAUCACUUGUGCCACUGCUUCUUCGCAGCAACAGCAGCAGGAGCGCCGUCCUCGAGGCAUUAUGAAGCCCCGCCCCGUCUCCCCGGAAAUGGCUGACCUUGUUGGUGCGCCAGAAAUCCCUCGCACCCAAGCUCUUAAGCUCAUUUGGGCUUAUAUUAAGGAGCAUAAUCUUCAGGACCCUAAUAACAAGAAGAUUAUAAUCUGUGACGAGAAGCUGAAGAAGAUAUUUGGUGGCAGGGACAGUGUUGGAUUUCUUGAAGUUGCAGGAUUGAUUAGUCCUCACUUUCUCAAAUAAACUAGGAGGAUGGUUUUGGAACUGACUAUUUUGUGCACUGGCUAUCUUUUUGGGUGAGCGUGAAAAUCAAGCCUGCUGCUUUCUGCCAUUAGUAAUGUUUUUAAGUUUUAUUGGUGGAUAGAGUUUCCGGUAUGGAUUGCUCUAAUAUGUGUAGGUUUUCUGUGAGGAUAUUAGUAGGGAUUACCGGUUUAUGCUUUGUUAAACAUCCUUUAGUUUUGGUUAAAUUAUAUAUGAAAGUUAUAUUCUGGCUCUUUCGUCCGCUCA